GCCGGGAGGCGGCUCCCGUGCCUCUCGGCGGCGGUUUCAAGCGGCGGCGGUGGUGGCGGUGAGGCAGGGCUAAGAUGGCGGCGCGCGGGGCAGGAUGAGCGGCGGCCGGCAGCGCACUUUGCCGCAGGUGUGGCGGGCGCCCGCGGGCAGAGCCGAGCGGAGGGACGCGGGCGGGGACAGCGAUGACGAGCUGCUGCUGGCAGCCGCGGCCGCGGCCGACCCCGGCCCGCCGCAGGGCUUCAGCGAGGCGGCGGGCUCCAUCUGGAUCUACCCCACCAACCUGCCCGUGCGCCCGUACCAGGAGCGCAUGGCCGGCGCCGCGCUGCUGGCCAACACCCUCGUGUGCCUGCCCACCGGGCUGGGCAAGACUUUCGUGGCCGCCGUGGUCAUGUACAACUUCUACCGCUGGUUCCCCUCGGGCAAGGUGCUGUUCCUCGCCCCCACCAAGCCGCUGGUGGCUCAGCAGAUGGAGGCGUGCGGCCGCGUCAUGGGCAUCCCGUCCCGGGACAUGGCGGAGAUGACAGAGCGCUCUGUGGUGCUUAAGGCUGUGCAACAAGUUAUCUCCAACUUGCUGAUCGCUCAGAUAGAGGUGUGUGCUGAGGAUUCUCCAGAAAUUCAGCCUUAUUCUCACGAGAGACAAGUGGAAAAAAUUGUAGUUCCGCUUGGGGAAGAACUGGUAGAAAUUCAGAACACUUACAUCAAGGUGCUGGAAGCAUUUGCUGGGCGCCUGAUUAAGGUGGGAGUUUUAUCCAGGAGGGAUAUUCCCAGCCUGACCAAAUACCAGAUCAUCCUGGCAAGGGACCAGUACAGGAAGAACCCCUCUGCACAAUAUGCAGGAAUCCAUCAAGGCGUCAUUGAAGGAGACUUUGCCCUUUGUAUCAGUCUGUACCACGGGUACGAGCUGCUGCUGCAGAUGGGAAUCCGCUCCUUAUUCAUCUACCUGUGGGGAAUCAUGGAUGGAUCCAAAGGGUUGUCCCGCACCAAGAGCGAGCUGGGGCGCAACGAGGACUUCAUGGAGCUCUACCAGCAGCUUCAGGACAUGUUCUCAGACACUGCUGUGGCUCCUGAGAAUGGAAGUGUUGGAAAGAGCACAACAGCAUUAGAAAAGAAAAAGGAAUUUGUCUAUAGCCAUCCAAAAUUAAAGAAAUUGGAGGAGAUUGUAAUAGAACACUUCAGAUCCUGGAAACAGGGAGGUUCUGCAGAUGAAGACAAGAGCGAGGGCUCCCCUGGGGACACGAGGGUGAUGAUCUUCUCCUCGUUCCGGGACAGCGUGCAGGAGAUCGCCGAGAUGCUGGCGCGGCUCAGCCCGGCCGUGCGGGCCAUGACCUUCGUGGGACACUCCUCGGGCAAGAGCACCAAGGGCUUCACCCAGAAGGAGCAGCUGGAGGUGGUGAGGCGUUUCCGGGAGGGCGGGUACAACACCCUGGUGUCCACCUGCGUGGGCGAGGAGGGGCUGGACAUCGGCGAGGUGGAUCUGAUCGUGUGCUUCGACGCGCAGCGCAGCCCCGUGCGCCUGGUGCAGCGCAUGGGCCGCACCGGCCGCCGGCGCCACGGCCGCAUCGUCGUCAUCCUGGCCCAGGGCCGCGAGGAGAGGACCUACAACCAAAGCCAGUGUAACAAAAGGAGCAUCCACAAAGCCAUUUCAGGGAACAAAACCCUUCAUUUCUACCAGCACAGCCCACGGAUGGUUCCGGAAGGCAUCAAUCCCAAAGUGCACAAAAUGUUUAUCACUGCUGAAAAACAGGAGCAGAGCUCCUCGAGGCCGCUUUCCAAAGAGAGGAGAUGCAGUUCCCUGCAGCACAAAUCUGCUCUCUCUGCCUGUGUCACUGGCCAAAAGCAAAUGAACUCCCAUGGGAGCUGGUGCUUGUCACCUGAGGAGUUUGAAAUAUGGGACAGGCUCUACAGGAUUAAGGAAAGUGAUGGGAUAAAAGAACCAGUAUUGCCUCGAGUUCAGUUUGAAACCUUGGAAAACCUGGAGGAAACACCAUUUCCCCUGCAGAAGCCCGAGGAGGGGGCAGCUCAGGAGCUCUCCCUGUCUGAGUGGAGCAUUUGGCAGAAUCAGCCUCUGCCCACAUUCCUGGUGGAUCACUCGGAUCGUUGUCACCUCUUCAUCAGGGCCAUGGAAAUGAUGGAGCUGAUGAGGAACCAGCAGGGAGACUGCAGCUAUGAACUGGAGCUCCAGCCUCACCUGCGCAUGGAAGAUGUGAACAUUCCAGGGAGCAAAAGGAAUCCCUCCAUGGCCAACCCGCCCUGGCAUCAGAGAGGUCGCUGCUCCAGGAGAGACCUGCCAAAAUCCAAACCAAAACCGUUCCCACCUGAUGCAGGUGGGAACGAGAGUGAGCUCUUUACCACCUUUAAAAGAAGCAAAGCCAAGGCUCCCAGAAGAGCUCCUGCACUCAGGGAAGUGCCUGAGUUGCCUCAGGACCCUCCUGCCCCUCCCUCAGGAACGAGGCUUGCUGUGCCUGGACACUCUCACAAGGACGAGGGGCUGGAGGUGACAUUUGACUUAAAUGCAUUUAUUGACCUGUGUGACAGCAGUGACAGCUCUGAAGCCCCUGCCAGUCCAGCAGCACAGAACAGCCCUGCAGGUAAAGCCUGUGGGGCCCUGGGGAGGAUCCACAGGGACUCGGGGUACGAGACCUCCCCCAUGGCCUCGGACCUGUUUUAUCUCCCCGAAUCCUGCAGGGAUUCCUUCACACUCCAGGGGCCACCUCAGGAGCCCCCGGGGCUGGAACAAACAUUUUCCCAAGUGCAAAGGCUUUUGUCACAGUCCCCUCCCUCUGGGGAUGGACUGGAGCGUUUGGAGAGCCUGAUGAGAGAUGAAGGAACACCAUCUCCUUCCCCAGAAGUUCUCCCUGAUGGUCGCUCAGAGGCACUGCAGGACAGCGUCUCCCCUGCAUCCCCAAAAACUGAUCCUUCACUGCUGCUCCUGGACAAUCCCAAAGUGGCAGUUCCCAGGGAAUUCUGUGCCUCAGGAAGUCCCCGUUUAUCCAAAACUCUGUCAUCUGCCAAGGCUGCUGCUGUUGAAGAGGAGCAGCUCUGGAAUGACAGCUUUGAUGGCCUGUUUGACAGUGAGGAGUUCCCUGAAUUCCCAAACAAUGCUCCCAGCAGGGACCACCCCCUGACAAAGGAGCCUUUCCUUCCCAAGGACGCGGCAGAGGCUGCCCUUGAAGUUCCUGGUGGGGAGCAGAGUCUCCAUUUGUUUGAGGAUGAGGCUGCUGAGGACUCAGGUGAGGGCAGCCCCAUGAGCACUGAGCCUCCAGGCAGGGCAGGUCCAGCUGGGACCAUCCCUGGGCCAGAGGGAGAGCCAGGCAGGGAAUUUCUGUGUGUGAGCCCCACCCAGGCCUGCAGGGAAUCCCUGGGAACACCAGCAGUGGCCCUGGAGAAGGAUGAUCCCUACGACUGCUCCCAGGACCUGUUCUCCGUGACCUUCGACCUGGGCUUCUCCAUCGAGGACAGCGGGGAUGAGAGCUCUGGGGAGAGCAGGAAUGCUGGGGACCCCAGAGUGAACGGGUCCCUGGGGAGUGCAGAGAUAGCCCUGAGUGAUGGCUCCAGGCUGGAAACCUCGCCAGGGUGGGACUGCAGAAGGCUGGAGAGGAGGGACAUGUCCACACCGCUGUCACGGCAGAGCAGGGGCAGGAAUGGCAGGGCAGGGACCAAGGGUGCUCCUGCUGUCCUCGGGUCAGGAGGCAGCAGGAGGGGAAGGGAACCCCCUGAACCUUCGCCCUCAGCACUUCUGACCCCGACAAGCAGGAAGGGUGUGAAUAUCAAAGCUGUCAAAAGAAUUUCUAUGAAAGUCUUCUCGAAUGCCAGGGAGCAAAUUCCAGAGGUGCCUCCUGUAGAUCAAGUCAAAGAAAGCCCAUGGAGGCAGAAGUUUGGGAGAUCAGCCAUGGAUUCACCUUCAGGAAGGACAGAGAGCCUGGAAAACACCAAACUCCGUGGAUCCCAUGCUGCAGGACCCAGCAGUGACAGCGAGGAAGAGAUCGUUUUCCAGAGAAAAAACAGGAUGAAAAAGAACGUUUUGAAAUCUCCUGAUGGGAUGGACGAGAGCGACCUGGAGUCUCCAGCUCGGGUCACCAGGAAACGCCGGCGCCCUCCCAACGUGUCAGACACAUCCAGUGAGGACAGUGGGGAUUUCCAGCCAGGAGGAGCCAAACGUGCCAGGAGCUGUGUGACAGCCAAGGCUGCAGGCAGGCAGUUCCUGGACGAGGAGGCCGAGCUGUCCCAGCUGGAUGCUGAGGGGAUCUCGUCGGACGAGAGCGACGGCUCCGGGGAGGAGCUGAGCCCCUCCCUGGCCCAGUUCCUGAAUGAUGAAGGGGAGCCCCCACAGGCCCUCAACGACAGUGAGAUGAGGGGAGUUUACCUGAGCUCCGUGCGCAGCCCCGCCCUCGGCAGCCGCUACAAGAUGGUCCAUCGGGAAUUCAACGCCUCGGCCAUCUUCUCCCAGAUCCCCGAGCAAGACGUGGCUUAUGCCGAGGACAGUUUCUGCGUGGGGGAUGAGGAGGAGGAGGCUCCCGGCGGCUGCAGUGAGGAGGAGGUGUGUGUGGAUUUGGAGCUGCUCACCGCGGAGGGCUGCAGCAGCAGCAGCAGCAAGCAGUACCUGACCCGCCGCAGGAAGAGGCUGGGCCAGGCCCGGCUGGCAGGGAGCGCUCCUGCCCCGGGGCAGAGGAAGAAACCUUCCCGAAUCAUUGUCCUGAGUGACUCCAGCGAGGAGGAGACGGGAGCCAGCAGGGAGAAGCCCCUGGAAGCAGGGCAGGGCAAGGGGCAGCUCCCCAGGGCCCUGCCCUCAGCCCCCUCUGCACAGCACGGGAGCGGGGCUGGGGAAGGCACAGCUCCUCAGCCUGGGGGGCAGGACACAGACAGGCUGCUGGGCCUGGAAGCUUCGGCCUCUGGGAUGCUGGAUCCCCCCCCAGAGCAGGCAGGCAGGAGCUCAUCCAUCCCCCCAGCUGGCUCUGGCUGCAGGAGCACAGAUCUGCAGGCUGCUGCUGAGGUGUACAGCUCUUUGAAGAAGACCCACGGGAGCAGCUCAGGCUCGGCGUGUCCUGCUGUCCCAAACUCUUCCUCAGCCACGGCUCGGAUUUCCAGUGUUCCCGGGGAGCACAGCCCCUCCCCGGCUGGGAUCUGCCGUGUUCCCGGGGAGCACAGCCCCUCCCCGGCUGGGAUCUGCCGUGUUCCCGGGGAGCACAGCCCCUCCCCGGCUGGGAUCUGCCGUGUUCCCCCUGAGCACAGCCCUUCCCCGGCUGGGAUCUGCCGUGUUCCCGGGGAGCACAGCCCUUCCCCGGCUGGGAUCUGCCGUGUUCCCGGGGAGCACAGCCCCUCGCUGUGCAUCCUGGCGGACAGCCGGGAGGUCUGCUCGGGGCCGGAGGUGCUCUCGUGCCUGCGGGCCGUGCACGGGCUCCGGGUGCAGGUCUGCUCCCUGGGCACCAGCGACUACAUCGUCAGCAACCGCCUGGCCGUGGACAGGGUGCUGCAGUCGGAGCUGCAGAGCCCUGGGAACAGGAAUAAACUCAGCCAGAGGCUGCAGCGCCUGCAGGGCAUCUUCGAGAGGAUCUGUGUGAUUGUGGAGACAGACAGGGUCAGGCCAGGAGAAACAUCCCGGUGUUUCCAGAGGACCCAGUACUACGAUGGAGUGCUGUCAGCCUUGGUGCAGGCUGGAAUAAAGAUCCUCUUCAGCUCCUGCCAGGAGGAAACUGCAGCUUUGCUGAAGGAGCUGGCUCUGCUGGAGCACAGGAAGGACGCUGCCAUCCAGGUGCCAACGGAGCCGGAGGGGCACCGGCGGGACAUCCUCAACUUCUUCCUGAGCAUUCCCAACCUCAGCUACGGAGCUGCCCUCAACCUCUGCCACUCCUUCGGCUCCAUCACAGCCGUGGCCAACAGCUCGGUCCCGGCGCUGGCGGCGGGGGCGCGGCUGAGCCGGCCCCAGGCCGAGGAGCUCCAUCGGUUCCUGCGCCACGACUUCGACCUGCAGCUGCUGCCUCAGCCCCUGCCCGCCAAGGGGAAGAGCUGAGCUCGGCACUCCGGGCCCUGCACUGCACUUUACCCACUCGGGAUUGGAUGUAAAUGAUGUAAAUAAACGCUUGUCAAACCUCA
Pyrgilauda ruficollis (rufous-necked snowfinch) is the source of this 6090-nucleotide messenger RNA. RefSeq names its product FA complementation group M (gene FANCM). Gene Ontology annotation, molecular function: 3'-5' DNA helicase activity; four-way junction DNA binding; ATP binding. Gene Ontology annotation, biological process: replication fork reversal; interstrand cross-link repair; double-strand break repair via synthesis-dependent strand annealing. The coding region runs from base 95 to 6007 and encodes 1970 amino acids. Lineage: Eukaryota; Metazoa; Chordata; Aves; Passeriformes; Passeridae. The record is from RefSeq and is a predicted model, not a curated record. The transcript has 22 exons.